Molecule: messenger RNA, 2243 nt
Organism: Drosophila sulfurigaster albostrigata
Lineage: Eukaryota; Metazoa; Arthropoda; Insecta; Diptera; Drosophilidae
Product: homeobox protein B-H2-like
Exons: 5
Coding region: 384-2138 (584 amino acids)
Biological process (GO): regulation of transcription by RNA polymerase II
Cellular component (GO): nucleus
Molecular function (GO): DNA-binding transcription factor activity, RNA polymerase II-specific; RNA polymerase II transcription regulatory region sequence-specific DNA binding
Source: RefSeq, a predicted model, not a curated record
AGCCAAAGGCGAGCGGUUGUCUCACGGCUUUUGUUGAGCUCGGCUCGUCGACUACAACAACAACAACAACAAUAAUAAUAACGAUAAACAAGACAACAAUAAGAAUAAAGCGCGUGUGAACUAGAAGAAGAAGAAGAAGAAGCAGCAGUUGCUGCAUUUCAAUUUUGCCAAUUGCAAACGAUUCAAUUCGAGAAAUUGUUGCUACUCUAUUUUUUUUUGUUUUACUGGUCUUUCGUUUCGGUUUUUUUAAUUUUUUGUGCCGUCGGCAAACAACCAGCCAAAAAAACAAAAACAGUGCAGUGAGUGUGUGUGAGUGAAAGAGAGAGAGAGAGAGAGAGAGAGAGAGAGAGCGGGAGAGAUCUUCAAAGCAUUUGGGCAACCACAUGACCACAAUGCCACCGGAAAUGUCCACAACUACGGCCGCCGUUGGGGACACUCCGGGCAGCUUGACGCCAUCGCCAACGGCGACGCAGGCGCCGCGCUCCCGCUUCAUGAUCACCGACAUUUUGGCCGGCAGCGCUGCCGCCGCCGCCGCUGCUGCUGCCGCUGCCGCUGCGAUGGCCGCUGCGGCUUCGGCUGGACGUCAAUCCGCCAGUCCGCCCGAGGAUUGUUAUGCGCCUUCGCCCACGUCUCGUGAUCCUCCAUCACAGCAUCCACAACAACAACAACAACAGCAGCAGCAACAGCAACAACAGGCACAACAACAACAAGCGGCACUUCAACAUUAUUUGGCACAGCAACAACAACUGCUUCGCUUUGAGCGUGAGCGAGAAAGAGAACGCGAGCGAGAGCGAGAGCGUGAAUAUCAUCAUGUGGCGCCGUUGUUGGCGCACUUUCCGCCUGCCAGCCAUUACGCCGUGUUGCAGCAGCAACAACAGCAACAACAACAACAGCAACAACAACAUCCACAUCAUCUGCAACUUGAACGGGAACGCAUCGAGGCGCUGCAUCGACAUGGCGGCAACGUGCCACUUGCUGCUGCUGCCGCCGCUGCUGCUGCGGCUGCCGCUGCUGCGGCUGCUGCUGGCCACAUGGAGGGGCACGAUGAUCGAUCGCGUUCUCCCCUCGUUCUCCACUCCAUGGGCAAUAGCAACAACAACAACAAUCUGAGUGGCAGCAACAACAACAACAAUAAUGGUAGCAACAACAACAACAAUGGCAGUGCUGGGGGCAUGCUACUUGGGGGCACGGGCAGCAGCAUCAGCGGCGAUCAGGCGAGCACCAUCGAUGACAGCGACAGCGACGAUUGCGGCGGGAAGGACGACGAUGGCGAGGAUAGUUUGAAGAAUGGCAAUGGCGCCAAUGGGGAUUCGCAUUUGGGUUUGUCGCUGAGCAAGAAGCAGCGCAAGGCGCGCACCGCCUUCACCGAUCAUCAGCUGCAGACGCUGGAGAAAUCCUUUGAGCGGCAGAAAUAUUUGAGCGUUCAGGAUCGCAUGGAGUUGGCCAACAAGCUGGAGCUGAGCGAUUGCCAGGUGAAGACGUGGUAUCAGAAUCGCAGAACCAAAUGGAAGCGCCAGACAGCCGUGGGAUUGGAGCUGCUCGCCGAGGCGGGCAACUAUGCGGCGUUUCAACGUUUGUACGGCGGUGCCACGCCCUAUUUGAGCGCCUGGCCAUAUGCGGCAGCCGCUGCCGCCCAGACACCACACGGAGCGCCUCCCUCGGCCAUUGAUAUCUACUAUCGGCAGGCGGCAGCGGCGGCUGCGCUGCAGAAGCCUGCGCUGCCCGCCAGCUACAUGUAUCCCAGUCGGAUGCCACCGGGCAUGGGUCUGCCCGGCAUGCCGCCUCCUCCGGGUGCCACGCCCAUGCUGGGCGGCUACUAUGCGCCGGCGUUGGCGCCACAGCAACAGCAACCGCAGCGCGAACGUUCGCCCGCAACCAGCCAGAGCGCCAACAGCGAGGCGGAAUACGAACGCAGCAGCAGCAGCCGACAGCGUCUGCAGACGCCGAGCCCGCCUCUGAAUCCGGGCAGUCCGCCACCUCGCAGAGAACAGACAGCGGAGGAGACGGCGCCAACAAAAACACCAACAACAUCAUCAGCGGGUGCUGGGGAGCAGGAGGAACGCGGCGAAUUGGGUUCGUUGCCUGCGGUCGAUGUGGACGAGGAUGAGGAUGACGAGGAGCUGGCGCUGGACGUCUAAGGCGAGCCAGGCAUGCGAGCUGGAUCUCAGACACAGGCGGUGGAGAGGGCAGAGCGGGGGUAAAUGUGGGGAUAGGGUCUGGGGGAGUGGCAAGAGACAAGUGAA